GCUCUAGAACGGAUAGAACCUCGUGGAUGAAUUGAUGGAUGGAUUGAUGGAUGGAUGGAUGGAUGGAUGGAAGGAAGGAAAUUUACUUAAAUGGCAACCUCAGAUAAUUUUUUUCCUACCGAAGAUUCAUUAGAUCUGACCGCUUAUCAACUUUGUAAAAAAUAAUAUAUUCCCUCACUGACGAUGGAGAACUGACAGAGAGUGAUUUUUAAAUUUACCGUUCUAUAGUUUUUACAAACGAUUUCAGAUGCUAUUCGUUUCUCUGUCUGUAUUUUAUGUAGACAGGGGGUGGUGCUGUCAUUAUAGACGCAAGAUAGAUUGGGUCAAAUUUCUAUAUGUAGCUGGAGGUCUGUGACAAAGGGAACGGACACAAGCAGCAAUUAUGUGUUUGUCUAACACUAAUUUCUAUAACGACGGAUUUCACAUCGCUGACUAAGACGUUCCAUAGCUUGUUAAGUUAAAAUAUAGACUCUUCCCUCGUAUAUACACAGAAAAGUGCUUCGGUAAAUAACAAAGAAAAUAACAUAACAAUAUGUAAGAGAUAUAUUUCUGAGUUAAGCUCUCGGAAAUAAAAUAUUCGUUUCUACGACAUAUGAAAUGAAGCGGCUCUCACUAGUCCCGUCUAUCGGUUAGAAACCGAAAAUAAAUAUUGGAGCAGAGACGCUGGUGCUGCUGCAGUUUUUUUUUUGCUUACCACAUAUGUCGAGAUGAAUUAGUUAUUUAAAAAUAAAACCGAACGAAAACUGUACCAGUAACUGGGAAUACAAGCAAAAGGAAUAAAGUACAAUCACAGGGACCAAUGGGACCAGACUUUAUGGAAGAAAAAUGUGGCAAAUACCGAGUCUAUCACCGUGACAGACAGAUCCUCUCCAGGCAGUCUCUGGCCAAGGUUAGGCGUGGGCCUGCCUACAUUUUCAAUGAACCGUACAACAACCUCUCCGUGACGGAGGAGCACUUCCUGGAGGCGGCAGAGUAUGGAAAUAUUCCUCUAAUACGCAAGAUGCUGGAGGAACUGCCAGAUCUCAAUGUUAAUUGUGUGGACUACAUGGGCCAGAAUGCAUUGCAGCUUGCUGUGGCCAAUGAGCAUUUGGAAGUUAUGGAACUACUACUGAAGAAGGACAACUUAGCCCGGAUAGGGGAUGCUCUGUUACUGGCAAUCAGUAAAGGAUAUGUGCGAAUCGUGGAGGCCAUUUUAGGACACAAAGCCUUCGCUGGUUCCUGGAGACUGACUACCAGUCCCAGCCAGGCAGAAAUGCACGAUGACUUCUUUGCUUACGAUGAGGACGGGACUCGAUUUUCCCACGACAUAACGCCUAUCAUUCUGGCCUCUCAUUGCCAAGAGUUUGAGAUUGUCCAUAUCCUUCUGAGAAAGGGCGCGCAAAUCAAUCGCCCCCAUGACUACUUCUGCCAGUGCAAAACCUGCAACUACCAUAGGAAAUAUGACUCGUUCAGUCACUCACGGUCACGAAUUAAUGCUUACAAAGGUCUGGCAAGCCCCGCCUACCUUUCGCUAUCAAGUGAGGAUGCUGUGUUGUCAGCCUUGGAGCUAAGCAAUGAACUGGCUGUUUUAGCCAAUAUAGAGAAGGAAUUCAAGAACGAUUACAAGAAAUUAUCUUUGCAGUGUAAAGAUUUUGUUGUGGGUCUUUUGGAUUUGUGUCGAAACACAGAAGAAGUGGAAGCCAUACUGAAUGGUGAUGUUGACACAGGUGAAAGCCCAGAUUUACCUGCUCGACCCAGCCUUCUACGAUUAAAACUGGCUAUAAAAUAUGAAGUAAAAAAGUUUGUUGCCCAUCCCAACUGCCAGCAGCAGCUUGUGUCGAUUUGGUAUGAGAACCUAUCAGGAAUUCGGCAGCAAACCAUGGCUGUCAAAUUCCUGGUUGCCCUCGCUGUAGCCAUCGGCCUACCUUUCCUGGCCCUGGUUUACCUGAUUGCACCCUGCAGUAAGUUGGGAAAGGUCAUGCGGGGCCCCUUUAUGAAAUUUGUCAGCCACGCAGCCUCCUUCACCAUUUUCCUCGGCCUCCUGGUGUUUAAUGCCGCAGACCGCUUCGAGGGGACAGAUCUGCUCCCCAACACAACGGUUCAGGACCACCCCAAGCAGCUCUUUCGCAUGAAGACCACUUCCUUCACCUGGAUGGAAACACUCAUCAUUUCCUGGGUCAUAGGCAUGAUCUGGGCAGAAUGCAAAGAGAUUUGGUCACAGGGCCCACGGGAAUACCUCUUGGAACCAUGGAAUCUUCUAGAUUUUGGAAUGUUGGCGAUAUUUGUGGCAUCAUUCAUUGCAAGGUUUAUGGCAUUCUGGCAUGCGUGUGUAGCGCAGGGCUACGUCGACAGGCACUACACGGACCUGUCCAACAUAACACUGCCCUUUGAGAUUGAAUACUACAGGUUAGCACGCAACAAGUGGCUUCCUUCCGACCCACAGAUCGUUUCUGAGGCCCUGUACGCAGUGGCAGUCGUCCUCAGCUUCUCUCGUAUCGCGUAUAUCCUGCCGGCGAACGAGAGCUUGGGACCUCUGCAGAUAUCACUUGGACGAACAGUAAAAGAUAUCUUUAAGUUCAUGGUCAUUUUCAUCCUGGUAUUUUUAGCCUUCAUGAUCGGAAUGUUUAAUCUCUACUCAUACUACCUGGGAGCUAAGCAGAACGAUGCCUUCACAACAGUUGAAGAAAGCUUUAAAACAUUGUUUUGGGCAAUAUUUGGACUUUCUGAAGUGAAAUCUGUUGUUGUCAAUAAUGGACACAAGUUCAUCGAAAACACCGGCUACAUCCUCUAUGGAGUCUACAACGUCACCAUGGUGAUUGUCCUGCUCAACAUGCUCAUAGCCAUGAUCAACAGCUCCUUCCAGGAAAUUGAGGGUGAUGCUGAUGUGGAGUGGAAAUUUGCCAGAUCUAAGCUUUGGUUCUCGUACUUUGAGGAGGGCAGGACCCUUCCUGUGCCCUUUAACCUGAUCCCCAGCCCUAAAUCUGUGAUUAGCCUCUUUCUGUGGGUGAAGGAUCUCUUGUUGCAUGAACAUGAAGAGGAGGAGAAAGCUACUGCAGAGCUAAAUAAGCAAGGUCAAAAAAAUUAUGGAGCUUCUCCAUCUCUAAGCCGGUAUCAGAAGAUAAUGACACGUCUCAUAAAACGAUACGUUCUCAAAGCACAAACCGAUAAAGAAAGUGAUGAUGUGAAUGAAGGAGAACUCAAGGAGAUCAAACAGGACAUCUGCAGUUUACGUUAUGAGCUCCUCGAAGAGAAGCCGUACAGCACGAGAGACUUCGAGAUCAUUAUUAGAAGACUGGAAGAGAAACUGUCUGUUGUGCCCAAACAUUUCUGAGCAUCUUCGAUACGCAGAACUUCCUUCGUAUGGAUGCCAGCAUGGCACAUGGUGGCAUGCAUUCUGCUAAAAUUUCAAAGUAUUAACUUCCAAAUACCAGAGGGAUGGUUCCUAGUCUUCCUUCCACUGGCAAGAUAUAUUUACUUAUUUUCCUGGAUUUCAUUUUUCCUGAAGUUUAAGGUUGAAAAAAGUUUUUCGUUUUGAAUAUUAAUGUGAAGUUUGAACAGACACCGUUCCUGUAAUAUUAUGUAUUCCAAAGUACAGGUGUAUAAAACCAAAGGUUUCAUGUAUCCUUCUUCAAUGUUACUAUUUGAAAGAGGCAGAUACUAUGUAAAUUCCUUUCACUACUCAGUGAAUAUUUUGAUGCGGAAAGUAUAUUUUGGAAAAAAAAUCAAACUGUCUGUAUAGGAUAUGAACCAAGUUUCAUGUUUACAAGUUGUGGGUUAAUAGUAAUUUUUUAUCUUUUAUUAGGUUUAAGAAAGUUGACAUCUGGCCUAAAGUAAAUAUUCAGUUGGUUAACCAGUUUAGUGAUGUGGUGGUUACGGUUAGUUUCUGGCAAGACAGAUGUGUACAAAUGUGUUUCAGCAAUAGAGUUAUAGAAGUAAAUAAUAUGCUUCACCAGACAUAGACCACUAACUAACACAACAGGUUAUGUAAUUUGCUGAUAUUUAAAUGGGCAGUUCACCCCAAAACUAAAAAUAAAAUAUGUUUAGAGUGGCUUUAGUGCUUAUCUAUCCAUCUAGGCUGUUCUGCUGGGAGCUGCCCAGUGUUGCAGAUAUGGGCGGCGGAAAUGUCUGGCUUCUCUCGAAUAUAAUGUGACUGAAUAAUCACCACAGAAAGAUGACAACGCACCAGAAAUACCUUCCAGGAAACACAACAGCAAUGUCUCUUACCAGAAAUCAUGACCCGAUUACUGAAGAUAAUCCAGUGAUUUUGAAGUGAGCAGUUUAAAUUAGAAACUAUUUUCUAGCAAAACUAGAAAUGUUAUUUAAAAAUAGAAAUAUAAAGUUUCUUUAAUGAUACCUUUAGAAAUUUAACAAGGGAAGGUAAAUUUAUGUAGGACUGUAGCUCCAGGGUGGAUGUCGUAUAUGGGGGAGGAAAAGUUUAACGCAGCUGAAAAAGUUAUGAAAAAAGAUGUCAAAUAUUACUGGUAAUAGGUACACUGUGAUAUACAGAGUGUAGCAUGAAGAUCAGCAGUUUGGGAUGCUCCUUCAGAAUGUUUAGGGUCAUCUGGGAGGUUUUUAAACAUGCAUCCUACUCCCUUUCUGUAUUCCGGAGGCAUUUACAAAAAUGCAGUUAUAUUAGUAAAAACUUAAAAUAUUAACAAAAAUGUUUAAUGGAGAACAAGUCAGUAGGUUUGGUUUCCAACACUGGUAGGGACCAAAUCAAUCUCAGACACCCCCGCCCGCCUAAACACACGGCACUCUCAUAAUAUUGGCAAUGAUAUGUUCCAAUCAUCUACACCCAAAUCUACACCCUAGAUGGAGAGAGUACCAGUUGUCUUGAAGCCAUUUUAAAAACUCUGGUCCAUAUUCUUUUUAAAAUAUGUAAAGGAAGAACCCAAAAACGAAGUGCAUGCAAAUAUAUUAAACUCAAUUAAAUUCAUUCCAGACAUGGUUAAAAUUCUAAUGAUUCUAUACAAAGUACAUUUAACUACACUUUCACUGAAGUCCUUCUGUCAAAACUGUAAUUUGAAAACACUGCUUUAACAUUGUGGCAUGUUCAUAUAAUUUUUAAACUAAUAUUUUAGAAAUUGAAUAGAUUUUUUUUUUAUAUACUUAAAAAUGACUGAGGAUGACAAUGUUAAUUUAAUAUGUUCUGUAUUAUAACAGGUAUACGAAUAAUUUUUAAAAAAUUUUCUUACCACAGAAAUGUAUAUUUUUGUGGUACAAGAUUGAUGCUACCCCUGCUUUAAUAGAAUAAGAUAUGAAUUUUGUUAUAUUUUUUGCUGUGUGGCUAUUCAGACAUACUUCAGGUGAAAGACUUUACAAUGAAAGUAUUCUGGACAGUCAGUCGACUGAUGAAAAUAAGCUUGUAAGGGUAAAUUAGCAAGAUGCAUGUUUUUUUUUUACUAUUAAUUGUAUUUAUCAAUUUGUUUAUUCACACUUCCUAAGAGUAUUGUUUGACUGACUUCCUUAAAACUGUCACAUUUCUCUCACACACCACCAGACUGAACCGAUGAGGAACAUCAUUAAUAAAGUUCAUUGUCCAUUCUCACUGUGUCUUAAUAAGCAAGAUCUGGAUGCCAGGUACAGUGGUGGAUUUUUGGUCUUCCUUCGGUUUGUGAAAGUUCAUUUUAAAUAAAGGAACAAC
Molecule: messenger RNA, 5623 nt
Organism: Brienomyrus brachyistius
Lineage: Eukaryota; Metazoa; Chordata; Actinopteri; Osteoglossiformes; Mormyridae
Product: short transient receptor potential channel 6-like
Exons: 12
Coding region: 800-3310 (836 amino acids)
Biological process (GO): regulation of cytosolic calcium ion concentration; manganese ion transport; calcium ion transmembrane transport
Cellular component (GO): membrane; cation channel complex
Molecular function (GO): protein binding; inositol 1,4,5 trisphosphate binding; store-operated calcium channel activity
Source: RefSeq, a predicted model, not a curated record